Molecule: messenger RNA, 1160 nt
Organism: Bradysia coprophila
Lineage: Eukaryota; Metazoa; Arthropoda; Insecta; Diptera; Sciaridae
Product: poly(3-hydroxybutyrate) depolymerase-like
Source: RefSeq, a predicted model, not a curated record
CACAGUAGUCCACAAUAAAUAUUAGAAGACCUGCACCAUACCUUUGCCCGCUUUAGGCAAAUUAGAUUGUGUUUGAAUUUUAGCUCUCCGCUUUAUAAAGAAGAUAAAAAAUGAGGAAAACUUUAAUCUUCCUGGCAGCGUUCGUGUUUGUAAACAAUGCAGCUGCUCAGAGACUGCAGCGCUACAAUGUUGAUCCAUCUUCGAUCACUGUUUCUGGAAUAUCUUCUGGUGCUGCAAUGGCCACUCAAUUCCAUUUCUCGCAUUCAACUCAAAUCGUUGGUGCAGGAAUUGUGGCUGGAGUGCCCAACUAUUGCGGUAUAGGUGGUCUAGCUGCCGCAAAUCUUUGUAUGUCUAAUCCUAGUUCAGUCAACGUUAAUUUUCUUAUCACGCAAACUAACGGUCUGGCUGCAAGUAACCUAAUUGAUCCGGUAGCAAAUAUACGCGGCGAUAGAGUUUUCAUUUUCCAUGGGACACAAGAUUCAACAAUUCUCCCAGCUUCUGGACGAAACGUGCAGACUAUGUACAAUCAUUAUGGCGCAAACAUUCUCACUGAAUUUUCAAUUCCUGCUGAACACGGUUGGCCAACUCACAACUUCGGUGCACCAUGUAGCGCGUCAUCAGCCAACAAUGCGUUCAUGAACAACUGUGGAUAUCGGGGUGCUUUCAAUAUGUUGAAUUACUUGUACGGUGGAUUAACAUCGCCAGCAGACAAUGCAGGAAAUUUGGGAAAUCUACUCAACUUCGAUCAGGCGGAAUUUUUCGCGCUCGAUCCAAGUCUAUCUAGCAUGAGCCGGAGCGGAUUUAUUUAUGUACCAACAGCAUGUCAAGGUGGUGGAAGAUGUAGGCUUCAUAUAUCGUUCCAUGGAUGUAUGCAAAGCAGCGGCAACAUUGGAAAUAUUUAUGCGACAAGAGCCGGAUUUAUGGAAGUAGCUGAAGUAAAUAACAUCAUUGUACUGUUCCCACAAAUUUCUGCUAUUGCUGUCAAUCCAGCUGCAUGCUGGGACUGGUUCGGUUACCUGAACACUUUGUUUGCUACACGACAAGGUAAUCAAGUUCUUGCUACUCAUCGUAUGAUGACACGGAUCGUACAUGGAUAAAUUUUUAAGAUAGAAUGACGCAUCUAAAUCUACUAUUCUAAAUACAUUUUAAAUUUGAAAAGU